AGAGGUAUGCUAACCUAAAACUGAAAGCGAAAUUAAAAUGUUAUAAUGUUAUAAUUUUAUGCCCACAUGAUACUUUUAAUAUAAUUAGGCCUCUAGAUGUAAUGCUUGAUGUAACCAAAAUACAUUUCAUAAAUAAAAUGCCCAGUGAAAAUUCAUGCUAAUUAAGUAGGCACAUUUAAAAUAAAACAAAUCUUUCACAUAAGUCAUUGAGACUUAUUAUUGUGGUUAAAAAUGGGGACGCCUGCCACUUUUUUUCGAAUUUCACGAAUCACGAAUGUAUCCCUAAAUCGAUCCCUAUGCCUAACCUGAACCCUAAAUCAAUCCCAAUGCCUAAACUGAACCCUAAAUCGACCCCUAUGCCUAACCUGAACCCUAAAUCGAUCCCUAAACCUAACCUAAACCCUAAUUCACUGCAACUAUAAUAAAGACACAAAUGACAAAAGAUGCCGUGGCAGCCGUCCUCGGUUUUAGCCGUAAUUGUAAUUGUUAUAUUUUAUUAUUUGUUUUUUGUUAAACUGAUACUGAUAGUAGUAGUGACGUUUAGUAGUGAUACUCAGACUAUCAAUGAUGUAUGAGAGAUAUUAGUGAUAAUCAGUGUGAGCUACUUAGGCUACUAGUGUGAGUUUGUUAGCAAUAGAACUAAAAUUGAGCGCAGCGUUUUUGGGUAGACCUACAUACUUUACUAAAAUGAGUACAGACACUAGUAUUAGUAUUGUAUGCAACACUCACACUGUUAACAAAGUGUAAGUAGUGUAAUUACUAAUUAGGCAGAACCAUCGCAUGCCUCUUGGACAUCCCAUCCCCUGCCACUUAUCGGUUUGUGCCCCUUGCAUACAAAGUUCAUAGGGUUUAAAUUUUGGGAAUUCUUCUAACACCGGCCCAAAUUCAAAACAUAAUCACAUGGAAUGAGCAGUUACUUUGUCAGUUCAAUGUUUUCCAUGAGUAAAUGGUCAAAUGUGAUUAAUAAUUGUCACUCAACAAGUUUAAUAAUGUUUUACUAGCGCUUGGUCAAAAAUGAUAAUUGUCACUCUACAACUUCAAAUACUGUCAGAAAACAUGUUCAAAUUGUCUUCUUUUUUUUUAUUUGUGAAAGAGCCCCUGGAAAGCAUACAAGUAAAUUGGAAACAAGUUACGGUUUGGUCCACAUUGAUAAACUUUGAGGAAUUGGGGAAGAUGUUACUGGUCGAUGUUGGUUGGAAAUUGUAGCGCUGAGCUGAGAAAUACGACAAUACUUGUACGCAUUAUAACUGAUUAUGCCUUUCCAGGAAAUGUAAUUGUUACUGAUACAAAAGGGUGGCUAUGCUGAUGUCGAUGUCAAUCUAAUCAAUAACUGAGUUUAUUAGCAUGAUGUCAUAGUGCAUGCCCAAGAUUUCAUACAUCCUGUUCACCCAGAAAUCCAGACUCAGAUUAUGAAGGGAAUUUGGAUGCAGGCCAAUGGUAAAUUGCGUUAUUAAAGUGGAACAAGCCGUAGCCUGUUUCCAAGCUAAUUACGUGCUUUCCAGUUGCGCUAUAGCCACAAUGAACAUGUUUUCAGGCAGUAUUUAUUCCUUAUAGUUGUUGAGUGACAAUUAUCACAUUUGAUCAUGUACUUGGUAAAACAUCAUUAAACUGCCAAAGUAACUUCUCAUUUGAUGUGUUUUAAUAGUGUUUUGAAUUUCAGACCGGCGUUAAAGGAUUGCCUAAAUUUUUUACCCAUCAUAACAUUGGACACUUAACCUUAAAAAUUAUCAGAGACCCACUGCAGCUGUAGGAGCUGCAGGGCCCAUGAGCAGCUCUGCUGUAGGCCAUGUCCAGAGUCCUGCGACACACUACAAGAAAACUCAUGAAACUAACAUGAGCCAGUAGAAAUUUUAUACCAAAUAAUAUAGCUAAUACUAAUACUAAUAUUAAAUUAAUAAUUAUAAAGAUAAAAAAAUUAAAUAUGAAACAGAAAAAUUAAAUAUAAAUAAGCUUCAGUUGCAAUAUCAACAUAAGAAAAUCAUCAUCAUGUCCCUUAAGUCCGUGGACCGAUGGGGCGCCACAGAUGACAUGUGAACUAUCCUCCUCCAUUCGUCUCUGUCUUCUGCAUUACGCACAGCAUCGCCCAGUGUUAGUCCUGUCCACUCUUUGAUGUUAUCCUCCCAUCUUUUUCUUUGUCUUCCUCCCACCUCUUGUGGUGCCCUGCAAUAUUUCUUUGGCAAGCCCUUGUUUCCUUGUUACGUGGCCGUACCAUUGUAGUAGAACGUUUUUUCACAGUCACCAGUAGGUCAUCGUACUCCCCCAUUGCCUGGCGAACCCUUUUUUUUCACUGUAUCAUUGGAGAUAUGGUCCCUAUAGCAGAUGCCAAAAAUGCUUCUGAAGCAUCUUAUCCCCAACGCCUUUAUUUUCCUUUCAAGAUCUGCUGUUAAGAAAAUACAGAAACAUAAGAUCAUACGAAUUCUCUCUCCUAAAUUUAGGCUUAGAAGAUUUCAAAAUUCUUUUGUUCCCCAGUCUGUAUGAAUUUACCAGCAUGCUUCCCCAAUGGUUACCAAAUCUAAAUGAUCACUAAUUAAGUAAACAGUUUCACUAAGGGAGUAUAUUUAGGACUAAUUUCCAUGCUAUAGAAAUACUUUAGAUAGUUGUCUUGUGUUUAAAUUGAUAUAAUUAUCGAAUGUUGUCUUGGUUCAAGUAUGUAUUUAUUUAUGUGCUGAAAAUCAAUAAAUAUGUACAUUGAAAUGAUAAAAAAAAAAUUUGCUUUUAUUUGGAACAAUAAAUGAAUCUUGUCUUAUAAUGAAGCAAUCAUGCUUUAAACUUAGUGGAGUGGUUAAUUGCAGUCAGAAUCUAAACUAAUAACCUCAAAUUGAGUUCUCAGCAACAAAUACAUUAUAUCUAUGAUUUAUGUUUGCAGCUAAACAUACAUUAUCUCGUCAGUUAUUGAAUAAACAUUUUUUUUUCCCUUUAUAUUUUUUAAAUACUGAUUCCAAACUUUCGACAUAUCAAAUAUAGUUGAUAUGUGAAUAUUUGAUAUGUGACUGCAUGCAUAAGUUUGUUAGCUUGGUUAGGAGCUAAUUAUUGUUAUCUUUCUAUGAAACAUACUUUUACAAUAUUGAUGUCAAUGAUUUACCCGUCUUAAACUCUGAACUUUUAUUGGAGGCAUUAUGUUGUGGCACACUUUGAACCUUCUUGCAACUAACAAGUUGCAGAGCUCUAGUGUAAAUUAUCAUGUCUCACUCUGUCUAUACUUAGAUUAAACUAGUAUAUACUCUGUAGAAAGUAAUAAACUAGCAUGUCCUACUGUCUAUACUUGGAAUAAACUAGUCAAUAAUUUAUAACAAGUACAUAGUUGACUGGGUGAUUAACUCACUGACUAACUUUAUAAAGGAUUCAUCUAUUUUAGAAAACUCUGACCAUGAAGAAAGCUAAACAAACAGCAUUGUUAGACAAGGCUCACUUGUGGACAGUAAGGACUAUGAUGGGAAUAACAGUGGCUGGUUCUAUAUUGUUAACUUAUCAGAUCUUUAGCUAUUUUUCAAGUAAGUAUGCAUAAUAUUUUACUUAUUAAUGUUUUGAGUAAUAACUUAAAUGCAGCGAAAAAGACUGCAGUAACAGUAUAAGCAGGUUUCCUGAUGCUGGAAAUUAUUACACUAUUUCAUAUUUAGGUAACAAAUUUGUUUGAACAUCUUUCAGACGUAAGGCCAACAAGACUUGAAGAGAAAAGAAAAGUUAAAGAAAUUGAGAUAGCUUUGGAGCAACAGGAAAAAGAAGCAGAAUUACUGAGGCGGCAGAAAGAAGCAGAGCAGGUCUUGAGAUAUUGAUUACUAGAGUCUCUAGUAGUUUUUGUUCUUUCAAAAAACAAGUAGCAAAUAAAUUAAAUUAACUAGUGAAACUGAUGGGCUUCUAAAUAAAAAGACAAAUUUGAAGAGUACAAAGAUACAUUUAGUGCAGUGGUUUUCUCUGAUCAUUUGCUACGGCGGGAUUCUUUAGUUGAGCGCAGCUCGUCUUCUUAUAUAAAAAAAACAUGGUAUCUGUAUUGCCACAAACUGAUUUUAAAGCCAAGUGGAACUGUGAGUAGUGUCAAAAAAUAAAAUCCUGUUCAGUCUGGAUAUUUUUUAUUAUAAGGAAUGCAAUGGCAUUUAUGUAAAAAAAAAAUGUGUUUAUGCAACACAAAAACACUAGCAUUUUAAGAUGUUCAUUAACAACUCUAGUUGACGUGAAUGUAAUUAUCUCCUUGUAAAAUUUUAGUUUUUACUAAAGCAAGACCAUAAAUAUGAAACUAUAAUUUCAACCACGCUGGGUAAAAUGUGCUGAGAGCUUUGUGUGAGGUUUCUUUAUUGCAUGUUAUAUUUUGGUAUAAAUGUAAUGAAAAUGUCAUAAGGUAAUGUUUUGCAAGAAAUGCAUUGUUCCUUUGUCUCAAAUGAUAACGUUAAUUGUCAAAUGGAUUUUUAUUUCAGUAAUAAAAUAUAAAAAAUAAAUGGAAGCCUGCAAACUACGAAUAUUCAUUUCAUUACUUGUUUUAAAAGUUAUCUAUGAAAAGUUUCAGUCUUGUCGGAAAAAAAAAAAAUCAGUUAAAAUAUAACUUGUUUUAGAAGAUACUGUUUUAACUACAGCAGGGGUUACUUUGGUUAUUUGUGGUGUGGGUAGAGCAGCCACAGUAAUUCUGUGCUGCUGGAGAUACAUGAGGAGGCGAGGUAAGCUUAAAUGGACUGUAAGUGUGUUGGGUGAAGAAUUCUAUUUUAUUAUUUUCAAUCCGUGAUGACCAAUUUAGGUGAUUUCCAUCAUCUUUUCACUCUAAUCAUGACAUUUAAAAGUAUUUUUAUGACAUUGCGAAUCAUACAGUAUUGAAAACUUGUACAGGUGAAACAAAACAAUUAAGUUCAAGGAAACCAAAAUUUUUAGGUAUAAAAUUGUUUAUUUAUUCCUAGUCAAUAAACAUUCACAAAAUUCGGUUAGCAGCUACAAAUUUUAAUGAGAAUAACAACAUUCAACAGUAGUUUUAAAUUAACUCAAUAUAUGACAUUUUUUACAAAUUAGUCUUCUAGCAUUCAAAAUCUUAAAUGCUUUUUUGUAUUACUUUACAACCCAUAAUGUUUUAAAAGUACAACACUGAUUUUUGCUUAUUAAAAAGAAAUGUACGAUAAACAUUGCACUGAGAAAUUAUAUACACCAUAUAAUCUGUUAACAAUGUGACAGUGAAUACCCAUAAAAACUUGCUUUAAAAACCUUCUAACAAGAACUAUCACAAUAAAACUUGUUUGUUUGUUGGUGUGUCAUUAAAUAUGAACAGUUUAUCCUGUCCGUCACAGAUUUUUAAAAUCUUUUCUUUUAAUAUGAAGGCAAGAUAUCUUGUUUCAAAAUCACAAACAAGUCUUGAAAUGUGUAUGGUUUAAAUUAACUGUAAAUGUGUCUUACAAUUGGUCACACAUUUUGUUGUAGUCCCAUUAGAAAAUUCAAUUAACAAUUUAAAGAUCCAUAUAAACAAAUAUUCUGUACAGUAACCAAACAGCAACUUGUGCAAUUUAUUGCAAUUUUUUUUCCCAGCCUGGACAGAAUGAACUGAAAUUGAAAAUGGCUUUUAAUAUGACCCUUUGAAAAAAAUUAUUUAAAGUUCAAAUAGUGCUGUUACCCAAACUUGUGACCACAGAAUUUUAAAAUCAUAUAUCAAAUUAUUUUUGUUAGUAGUGAGCUAUGUGAAUUAUACUCUUUAAAAAUGGGGGCGGAGGGGGGGUGUCUAUAGCUAGGAAAUGUUAGGGAUCCAUCCAAUCCAAUGAUUUAAUUGAACUCUCUUGAGAACUUUUUUAACACAUCUGCAGACUGCAUUACUCAAAUGCUACUGUUUCAAAGAGAGCACUGUGUGAUAAUUUUUGCUAGUAAACUUCAGACAUCUGUGCGGCAUGGAGGGAAAGUGAUUCAGCUUAUUGAAUACACUUGGCAUUAACAACGGUUUUAGAAUUGGCACAUCACCAAAUUUAAAAAAAAACAACAAUUCAUGAGUGAUAAUUGAACAAAAUUUACAACAACUUACUGUAAGUUAAAUUUAAAAUGUACAAUGGGAAACAAAUAUAGAAUGUUGUACAAGAUAGAUCCUCAUCCUUCCCUUCCCACAGCUCAAAUAUAUAAUGGCAUUGUAAUUGUAUAGAUGAAAAAAAGAUGAUUGAAUUACAGAUUUCAGGGUUAAUGAAAAAUUGAUACCCAUCCAUAAUGAAAUGGACCAAACUGAAAAAUAAAUACAACUUAAAAUUAUUUUCCAGUGAACAGGAUAUAAAGAAUAAUUAUUUAGCUUUCAAAAAAAUAUUUUUUUUACUAAAUGUUAUAAUUUUUUAGUAACUAAAUUAGAAUUUGCUACAUAGUAACAAAUGUGCAUUUAGUAACUUUAAAAAAAAAAAAAGUUUUACAGUACCCUAUUCCAUUAAAAAAACAAAUCAUUAGUUGUAAUUGAUCUGGUAAUCAUUUCCAAACAAUAAUAGUAACUGUCAUUAUUCAAAAUUUCACUGACAAAAAAUAUUUAGGCAAAAAAUGUCUUAAAGCCCCAUUACAACAUUGAACAUUUGUUUGCACCAACAAAUACAGAAUUCUAAAAGACCAUUGUAGUAACAAUACUGAAAGCUGGCAUAUUAAAAGAUAGUUUUUUUUUAAUUUGUAAAUAUAUUUGAGUGCUAUGAUUAAUUU
Molecule: messenger RNA, 6624 nt
Organism: Lymnaea stagnalis (great pond snail)
Lineage: Eukaryota; Metazoa; Mollusca; Gastropoda; Lymnaeidae
Source: the annotation of a GenBank genome assembly